This is a messenger RNA of Hyaena hyaena (striped hyena), 426 nucleotides long. Its product is annotated as cystatin-9-like. NCBI's taxonomy places the organism in Eukaryota, Metazoa, Chordata, Mammalia, Carnivora, Hyaenidae. Bases 1 to 426 code for a protein of 141 amino acids. Gene Ontology annotation, biological process: antimicrobial humoral response. The record is from RefSeq and is a predicted model, not a curated record. The transcript has 3 exons.
AUGGGUGCCCAGAUGCCUGAAGCCAUGCCACACUGGGAGUGCAGAUGGGCUCUGCCCUGGGCUAUGCUCCUGCUUCUCUUAGGUUUCCAGCUCCUGGGGACUCACAGCUGGAGUUCCCAAGAGGAAAGGAACAGCAAUGAACAAAAGGACAUGGAAAAUCAUUUCCCUGCCACCGUGGAGUAUGCCUUAUACAUAUUCAACCUGCAGAGCAAGGACUUAAAGAUAGAAGACAGCCUGGCCUUCUCCAUGGAGCUGGAGUUCCACAGAACCGAAUGUGGGAAAUUUGAUGAUGAUAUUGACAACUGUCCCUUCCAAGAAAGCUCAGAGCUGAACAAUACUUUCAACUGCUUCUUCACCAUUAUCACUAUGCCCUGGAAAACCUCCUUCAAACUCCUGUACAAAACCUGCUUGGAAGGCUUCCAUUGA